Mesocestoides corti is the source of this 5715-nucleotide messenger RNA. The record is from the annotation of a GenBank genome assembly. NCBI's taxonomy places the organism in Eukaryota, Metazoa, Platyhelminthes, Cestoda, Cyclophyllidea, Mesocestoididae.
AUGCCACGAAAGCAUGUAAUUGUGAGAAAAAUCCUGGAAAACGUUCCCCCCAAUCACUUUUUGCCGAGACCUUAUCACCUGGACUUACUAGAUUCUGUGGCAGAACGAAAUACAAUUGUUUGCAAAGACGAGAACAUCACUGUUCAGUUUAUGGCCCAGACGAUCUACAAGGACUUCACCUAUUGCAACUAUGGAAAGUGUAUGCUGGUGGUGCUUGAUGAUGGUUGCGUUGAUGAGGCCGCGAAAUCCUUUCACCGCGCAACCGGCGUCCCCACCACCGCGAUCUCCGAUCUUCAGUCGAAUCCACUCGACUUGACUGAAAUCCCAGGCGUGCUUUUCUUGACCUCCAGGGCUGCUGUUGAACUCUGCUGCCAAGUUCCUUCUUCGACCAAGUUAUCGAUCCUUAACCGCGUAUUUCUGCUCAUUUUGGACGAGUGUCAUCGGGUCCUUGAGCCUGGUCACCCAUACGAGAGGUUGUUCGGACCGCAGGGCCUCAACUUUGGCACCCCCGGCGCUCUCACCGACGCGGACAUUGACGCUAUUUGGAAUCGCGACGCGAGCCACUACGCGCAAUUCCAUCUUGGCAGGCCCACCGAUACGGGCUUCCGCAUUCUCUGCCUGACCUCCUCGAUCCUCUCAUCAAGCUGCACUGAUCACCUAUUGGCGAAGCGAACCAUCUGCACCUUGGAAGACCGUCUGAAUUGUCGUCUGGAGACUGCCUCCGAGCUCAUAAACCUCCUGUCCUUGGGAGCGCAGCCUCUCGAGUCGGAGAUCGCCUGUCUGAGCAGCGACGACCCCGCCGCCUGCGAUCAGCAGCACCCCAUCCGCCAGACGGUUCUGCGUCUGCUCGCCGAGGCGCACAGCUUCCUCAGCGACUUGAAGGUGGUGGGGGUGGUGGGCGAGGGGGGCACGGACGACAGCGUCCUCACCUCGGGGCGGCGACUCAUCAACGUGCCCUUCUACUGUUUGCGCGCGGUCGCCCAGUGCGAGGCCAUAACCCGUGACCUGGGCGUCUACUGCGGCUGUCUCAUCGCCCGUGUCUUCCUCCGCCACCUCUACCGCCUCGAGCGGGCCCGGGCGGCGGCUUUGGAGGCCCGAGCGGCGGAAAACGACCUGAAGUUUGACCAGCAACAGGAACACGCCGACGACCUCCUCACCCGACUCUUGCGCUACACGGCCACGCAACUGGCCGUUGUGGUGCGCAUAUUCCAGACCGCGUCCGACUCAUGCAUGACAUGCGAGGAAAUGCGUUCUCUGGCGUCACCUCGGGUGCUGCAACUGAUCGACCACCUUAAAACCCUCAAACCCACCGCCUCCUAUCGCAUUGAAGCCGUAGUGCGGGGUGACGAAGGCACUCGGAAUCGUACGGGCUCCGAUGAUGAUGAGGCUGAUGAUCGUGGAAGUCCCCAGCGUGGAAGGCGAUGCCUCCGGAACCGCAGCCGAUCAGCCGCGUCGUCUACGGGCUUUGUGGCUCCACAUGGAUUUGACACCUCAGAGGAUGAGGAGGAGGAGGUGGCUUUUGAGGGCGAGGACGUCGAUGACACUGACAGCGACUCUUCUCUUGGGUCCUCCUCGGGCCGAUGUUCGAAUAGCGCUGAAAGCGACGGCGAUGCUACUGAUGUGUCGAUGGGUCUCUGCUCCAGCGCGAGGCGCAGAAAACCUCGGAAGAAGCACGGACGCCGCAGCGAGUGCUCCUCAGUGAUGUCGCGCGACUCAGCCUCCUCCGACUCGGCCUUGUCCGUGCACACGGGCGCCGGCCGAGUGGUCUACCGAGUGCUACCGACGCCCAACCCCACCGGCGCUCCGAGCGUCCCCCCGCUCUGCGGCCUGGUGCUUGUCGGCGGGUGCCAGUUCUCCGCGUACGCGUUGCCGCGCUUCAUCGAGGAGUUCUGCAACUGGGACCCGGAGCUGGCGUUUGUGCGUCCCGGCUACUUCUUCGUUCCGGGAUCCUCGGACCGCUUCAAGUCGUCGGUGCCGUUGACCGGUGGCAUCACCACGAGCCAGGAGCAGACGGUAGCCAACUUCCGGUGCGGCGGCGAGGUGAACCUCCUCGUGACGACGCACUCGGGUCUGGCGGCGGUGGCGAGCCUCCCGCGGUGCAACUUCGUCGCUACCUUCCACCCCCUGACGUCGCUGGCCUCCUACCUCGUGGCCAAGUCGCGUCUGCGUCUUGUCGUGCUGAAGACCGCCAAGGCGCGCUUCGUGCACUUCACCGAUCCCCAAACCGACGCCGACCCGCCGCUGCGCACACAGUUCCACGAGGUGGAGCGGAUGCUGAUUCAACGAUGCCGCAACUUCCAGCUGGCUCUCGGCGAACACGACGUGGAUCCCGAUUUCCUGGACUCGCACUUCUCCUUCCUUCCAAACGUGGGUCUCCUGAAUAAGAGCGCAAGCAAAGCCAUCGACGUGGUGAACCACUACUGCGCGCGGUUGCCGUGCAACUCCAUGACACGUCUGGCGCCGCGUUGGCGCCUCAUCGAACGCGCGGGUUCCCUCAGUGCGUUCCCCGACCCCUCCCACGCUUGCCCCUCCACCACCAUCUACCAGUGCGUCAUUCAGCUGCCAAUCAACUCGCCCGUCAGGAAGGUUGUUCGGGGUGACUGGCUGGCGUGCAAGAAGUUGGCCAAGUUCUCAGCGGCGAUUCGUGUCGGCCAGUUGCUGUUUGCGUGUGGCGAGGUGGAUAGUCGCGGUAGGCCCAUUUUGAAGAAUGCCCAGCCCUCGACUAAGUGCCCACCGCUGAGCCGUUCCGCCUCUCGCGGCCGUUCCCCGCCCCGACAAAAACAGAGCUACUUAAUUGAUGUGCCAGGUCAGCUCUCCAAGUGCUUGCCCGUAGUUGACGCAACUGGAAGCAGCAAUUACCUCUACUUUAUCGAUCUGUGUCACCUGGAUACACCGCUGGGUCGCCUUCAAUGGGAACAGAACAGACAAGCGGGCACAUCGUAUAUCGAUUUCUACCCGGAAAACGAGAACCUCGGGUUCGGCUUGCUCUCGGCCAAAUCACUUCCCUGUAUCCCCGAAUUCUCCAUCUUCACACGUUCUGGCGAGGAGACGGUGAAUAUCAUCGAUUUCUGGUCGCCAACCGGUAGUUCAAGCACGGCACUGCGUUUCGAAAAGGACUGUCUCGUUAAAUUCGACCUCCCCAACGCCUACUCGCAGAUCCUCAUCGUGCCUGUGCUCAAAGACGUCGCAGACAUCGACUGGGACCUGGUGAACACGGUUGUGGCCUCCUACGUGCCCAGUGUGGGUGACUGUCGCCUGCCCGUGCGAACGCGGCUCGCACUUCCUGCCCUGCCGAAGACGCCGAUGCCCCUGGCAGAACUCCUCUCCCACACCACCCAGUCGCCCAAGCCAAAACCCGUCUUCCACUUUCUCUUCGAGGACUUUGUCAACGCCGUCGUCACGCCGACGUAUCGCAACGUCGAACAGCCACCGCGAUAUUACGUGGUGCGCAUCUCAGACGACCGGAGUCCCAUGACGGAGUUUCCCUCGAAGCAGUACGCCAACUUCGCUGACUACUACGCCUGCAAGUACGCCAUGCACCUCACGAGCACGGACCAGCCCCUGCUCGACGCCGGCUACACGCCGCUUCGCCUCGGGCUGGUGGUUCCGCGCUCCUACAAGAAGCACCUCGCGAAGAAGCCGGCCAAGCCAGCCCCCGCGGCGGCUGACGACUCCGGGGAGCAGCAGCUGCGCCAGCAUCAGCGCCACAAGCAGCUCCUCAUUCCUGAACUCUGCCAUCGUCACCCCUUGCCUGCCACGGUCUGGCAGAAGGCCAUCUGUCUGCCUAGCGUGCUCUACCGACUGCACCACCUCCUGCUGGCGGAUGAUCUGCGCAACGAGAUCGCCCGGUCCACGGGUCUGGGUGCUCAGACGCCGCCGGCGGCGGCCGCCACCACCUCGGACAGACCCUUCGCGGCGCUGCGGUGUCCCUACAUCCCGUCGGCGCACCCGCCACCCCUCCCCGCCGUGCCCGAGUCGCCGCCAACCACGUCCGACCCCGACGUGGUGCGUCUCACCUUGUCCACCUCCAAAGAAGUUCCCAGUGCGGUGGUUGGUGCCUCCACCUCGGUGCUGGAGAAGCUGCUCGAGGAAUCCAUCCCCGUCGAGCCAGACGUCGACGAGGCCGAGGAGAGCGAGGAGGACGCAGCUAGUGUGGACAGUUUCGAAGACCGCGCCAACGGUGUGCGGUUCUUCCCUCCUGAAGAUGACGACAUCGGCGACUGUUCCGAGGAUCCGCUAGCCUUCCGUCCCAGCCCCACAAUGAUUCUGCAGUCCCUAACGAUGCUCUGCGCCGCCGACUUCAUCAACCUCGAGCGCCUCGAGACGAUUGGCGACAGCUUUCUGAAAUUCGCCGUCACCACCCACCUCUACCUCAGCCAUCCUGACGCCCACGAGGGCUACCUCAGUGCUCUCAGGAGUUUCAUCGUUGGCAACACGAACCUCUACCGUCUGGGGUGUCUGAGGCGACUGCCUGGUCGGAUUGUGGGCGUGGCGUUCGAGCCCCACGAGAACUGGGUGCCUCCCGGCUACGUCUGUGUUGGCGAUCUGCCCAGCGCGAAUCGCGACGGCGACUGUGUGGCCUCCAAUUCACGCGCCGGCCAGUGCUGUGCAAUGACGCACCAAUUUCUGGCCAACAAGGCGAUAGCGGACUGCGUGGAGGCUGUUGUCGGCUGUUACCUCACCGAGCGAGGCGAACGGUCCGCGUUGAAGGUGCUUCAGUGGUUUGGGGUUGAGUGUCUCCCCCCUGAGGGCGAAAUGCGCACCACCGGUUCACCGUGGUCCCCUCCAGAGGAACACCUGAGCGCCGACGACGAGAGUGUCGUUCUGAGUCUCUACCACGCCGGUCGGUUCCCCCAGCUGGAGGAAAUUAUCGGCUACAAGUUCAGGAGUCGCCGACUGCUGCUUGAGGCCUUCACGCACUCCACGUGCCGCGACCUCCACGUCUGUCCGUCGGCAGGCGACGGCGACGUUGCGGAGGGCGGGGUGGGCGCGGGCUACGAGCGUCUGGAGUUCCUGGGGGACGCGGUGUUGGACUACGUGGUGACGCGCUUUCUCUACGCCGACGAGGAGGCCAACCACACGCCCGGCGUGCUCACCGACCUGCGGUCGGCCCUCGUGAACAACAACAUCUUCGGGGCGCUGGCGGUGCGCUGGCGACUCCACACCUUCCUGCGCGCCGCCUCGCCGAGCCUCACGCACAUCGUCGACACCUACGUGUGGUUCCAGCAGGAGAUGGCUCACGAUGACCUCGACAUUCUCGUCAACCUGAACGCCCACGACGACGGUGACGAGGCGAAGACGUCGGCCGCUCAGAGGACCAGCGAGGAGCUGGAGGUGCCGAAGGCUCUGGGCGACAUCUUCGAGUCCCUUGCCGGUGCCGUCUUUAUCGAUUCCGGGCUCUGUCUUAACACCGUCUGGCGGGUCUUCUACCCUCUGAUGCGGGAGAGGAUAGAACGCUAUUCUUCGUGCGUUGCGAAAUCCCCAGUACGGCGUCUCCUGGAAUUGUGUCCGGAUCUGAUCAAAUUCGAACGACCCCGAACCGCACCGGACGGACGUCUGCGCGUGGGUGUGCGGGUUGUCGGGAAGGGACGCUUCGUCGGCAUUGGCCGCACCUACCGUCUGGCCAAGUCGGCGGCCGCCGACCUCGCCUACCGUCGCAUUGUCGGGGACACUGUCGGCGGUGUCUCCCCCGCCCGCGAAAACUCCACCCCCUAA